Messenger RNA from Mucor velutinosus, 1494 nucleotides. RefSeq lists its product as uncharacterized. Gene Ontology annotation, molecular function: mannosyl-oligosaccharide 1,2-alpha-mannosidase activity; calcium ion binding. The coding region runs from base 1 to 1494 and encodes 497 amino acids. Gene Ontology annotation, biological process: mannose trimming involved in glycoprotein ERAD pathway; carbohydrate metabolic process. Lineage: Eukaryota; Fungi; Mucoromycota; Mucoromycetes; Mucorales; Mucoraceae. The record is from RefSeq and is a predicted model, not a curated record. The transcript has 9 exons. Gene Ontology annotation, cellular component: endoplasmic reticulum; membrane.
AUGUAUACUGUAAAGAAAAUCUCCAUUGGAUUAUAUUGCGUUGCAGCUGUUUGCUUGCAAUGUGUCAAAGCUGACGCCAAAGCGGAUGAAUUAGCAUUCAGGGCGAACAUGAUCAAAGGCGCAUUUCAACAUGCCUGGAACGGUUACUCUAGUUUUGCCUAUGGUCAUGAUGAAUUGCAGCCAAUCACUAAUGGAACAACAGAUUCCAGAAAUGGAUGGGGAGCUUCAAUUUUCGAUGCUUUGGACACAAUGAUCAUUAUGGGGUUGGAGGACGAUUAUCAAAGAGCACUUGAUCAUGUCAAGAAUGUGGAUUGGACAAAGAGCAAGGAACCGUCAAAGACGUUUGAAACUAACAUUCGCUAUUUGGGCGGCCUCUUGUCUGCUUAUGAUUUGCGCUCUGAUCCAGUUUUACUUGACAAGGCAGUCGACUUGGCUGAAAAGGUCAUCAUGCCUGCGUUCAACACGCCAAAUCGCAUGCCAGCUGCUUUUGUCAAUGUCUCGACAGGACGUCCUGUGAAGCAUAAUGAGAUUAUCUUGGCUGAAUUCGGAUCGCUUCAAUUGGAACUUGUUCGUCUCUCUCAAUUGACUGGCGAUGACCGCUAUCAAGUCGCUGGCAAUCACAUUCUUGAACAGUUGUCUCAAGUUCCUUCCAGAAUUCCUGGCUUAUACCCCAUGACAUGGAGUCUCGACAGCUUUACUCCUAAAAAUACUUACAUCACCAUCUCGGGCGGCGCUGACAGCUAUUAUGAAUACUUGCUCAAGACAAACAUUUUGAUGGAAGGCAACGAAGAGCUUCAAUUGGAUAUGUGGAAGGUCUCUGUUGAUAGCAUGCAAAAAUACCUUCGCUCUGAAACUCACAGCGGCAAAGUGUAUCUUGCUGAAUUUGAGGAGCAUUACAAGCUGUUACAAACGGGUGAAUUGGUCUGUUUCAUGCCAGGCAACUUGCUUCUCGGCGCACGUUAUUUGAACGACCCAACUAUUGAAAAACUAGCCGACGAAUUGAUGAAUUCUUGCUAUGACACUUGGAUUAACACAGCCACUGGUUUAGCCCCCGAGAAGUGGAGCUGGAUUGAUAAGGACCAAAACAUGAAUGGAUAUCCUGAAGCCAUGCAAAAAAUGAUGCUGAAGAAUGGGUUCAUUGCUCAAGACACUGGCUAUGAUUUGAGACCAGAGACAAUUGAAAGCUUAUUUUAUUUCUAUCGUAUUACUGGUGACAAAUCGUACCAGGACAAAGCUUGGAAGAUUUUUGAAGCCAUUGAGAAAUACUGUAAAACAACAUCGGGCUACACUCGCAUUGCUGAUGUUACCAACAUAGAAGACGUGAAGCCAUUGAACUUUGAGGAGAGUUACUUUUUCGCUGAGACACUAAAGUAUCUGUACCUGAUGUUUAGUGACCCCAGCUACAUCUCGUUGGAUGAAUACGUAUUCAACACAGAGGCUCAUCCCUUCAAGCUUAACAAGCCAAUCAAAGUCCAAGCCGAAGAAUUCAAAUAG